This is a messenger RNA of Vigna radiata var. radiata (mung bean), 2808 nucleotides long. Its product is annotated as G-type lectin S-receptor-like serine/threonine-protein kinase At4g27290. The record is from RefSeq and is a predicted model, not a curated record. The coding region runs from base 33 to 2570 and encodes 845 amino acids. Gene Ontology annotation, molecular function: protein serine/threonine kinase activity; ATP binding. NCBI's taxonomy places the organism in Eukaryota, Viridiplantae, Streptophyta, Magnoliopsida, Fabales, Fabaceae. The transcript is spliced from 7 exons. Gene Ontology annotation, biological process: recognition of pollen; protein phosphorylation.
AGAAGUAACCAUCACAAACAUACCCAAACACAAUGGAGAACCAACAAAUUCUCAUGCUAAUCAUUUACACUACUUUCUUUUGUUUCAUGCCCACUUCCUCUACUAUCACUCCAAAUCAGUCCUUAAAAUAUCAUGAGACCCUUGUUUCUUCUGCAGGAACCUUUGAAGCUGGAUUUUUUGACUUUGGAAACUCAAGAAGACAAUAUUUUGGUAUAUGGUACAAGGGCAUAUCACCUAGGAUUAUUGUGUGGGUUGCCAACAGGAAUGUCCCAGCACAAAACUCAACAGCACUUCUGAAACUUACUCAUCAAGGACAUCUUGUCAUUCUUGAUGGCUCCGGAGGAAGAGUUUGGUCCUCCAACUCAUCAAAAAUUGCAGUGAAACCAGUUAUGCAGCUUUUAGAUUCAGGAAACCUUGUUGUCAAAGAUGGAGAGAGCUCAGAGAACUUCUUGUGGGAAAGCUUUGAUUAUCCUGGAGACACUUUCCUUGCAGGAAUGAAACUCAAAAGUGAUUUUGUUACUGGUCCNUAUCANUAUCUCACGUCNUGGAGGGACAANGAUGAUCCAGCUGAAGGUGANUUUUCUUAUNNGAUCGAUACAAAGGGCUUUCCUCANCAAGUUACUACANACNNAACUACAAUUUUNUACAGCACAGGGCCUUGGAAUGGCUAUCUUUUCAGUGGNGNUUCUUGGGANAGAAUGCACAGAUUCUUGAAUUUCUCUUUNGAGUUCACUNACAAAGGGGUUUCUUAUGGAUAUGAAACNUUAAACNGUUCANNNCUUAGNANAACAANGCUNANGCUCAAUNNAAGAGGGGNUNCAGAGCGUUUUCUAUGGUCAAACCAAAGACAAAGUUGGGAUAUUGUAAACAGUCAUCCAACAGAUCAGUGUGAAUAUUUUGCCACUUGUGGUGUCAACUCUAUCUGUAAUGUUAAUAAUCUUCCAAUAUGUGAAUGCUUGCAAGGUUUCACACCAAAGUUUCAAGCAAAGUGGGAUUCUCAUGAUUGGUCUGGNGGUUGUGUCAGAANAACAAAGUUAAGUUGUGAUNANGGAGAUUGGUUUAAGGAGUACACAGGAAUAAAACUGCCAGAAACGUCUUCUUCCUGGUUUGACAGGAGCUUGAGCCUUCAGGAAUGUGAGACAUUGUGUUUGAGAAAUUGCUCUUGUACUGCAUAUGCAAAUUCGGAUAUUAGAGAUGGUGGGAGUGGUUGUUUGCUUUGGUUCCAUGACAUUGUGGACAUGAGAACUCACACUGAUCAAGGGCAAGAAAUUCAUAUACGACUGCCAUUUUCUGAACGUGGUAAUUUCAUUUCCAUUUCCAUUUUAUGCCUUUUUCUACUUGUGAUUUUUCACUAUUUUCAUUCCUCAGAUCCAAGAAGGAGUAAGAGGUACCUAAAUCCGAAGAGACUUGCAGGGAUUGUAGUAGGACUCGUUACAUUCAUAGUUGGACUAACAAUUCUUGUGCGGGCGACUUCAAAACGUAUAAAAGGGAUGACGCAACCGAAGCCAGUGAAAAAAGCUAUUCCCUGGAAACACAUGAUGGAGAAGGAAAACAACAGCUUACCGAUAAUGUUUGAUUUUUCAACCAUUGAUAUUGCCACAAAUCAUUUUUCUAACACAAGCAAGUUAGGAGAAGGUGGUUUUGGAACAGUACACAAGGGAACGUUGAUAGAUGGACAAGAGAUUGCAGUGAAGAGACUUUCAAAAACUUCGAGACAGGGAACCGAUGAGUUCAAAAAUGAAGUAAAGUUGAUGGCAACACUUCAGCACCGUAAUCUUGUAAAACUUCUUGGUUGUUCUAUUCAACAAGAUGAGAAGUUGUUGAUCUAUGAAUUCAUGCCCAACAGAAGUUUGGAUUACUUUAUUUUUGAUACAAUUCGAGGCAAAUUACUAGAUUGGGAUAAGCGGUUGAAAAUUAUCGAUGGAAUUGCUAGGGGUCUUAUGUAUCUUCAUCAAGAUUCUAGACUUAGGAUAAUACAUAGAGACAUCAAAACAAGUAACAUUCUUCUUGAUGAUAAUAUGAUUCCAAAGAUAUCAGAUUUUGGAUUAGCAAGAAUAUUUGGAGUAGAUCAAGCUGAAGAAAAUACAAACAGAGUGAUGGGAACGCAUGGCUAUAUGCCUCCAGAAUAUGUAGUGCAUGGUUCUUUCUCAACCAAAUCUGAUGUUUUCAGUUUUGGCGUAAUUGUUAUUGAGAUAAUUAGUGGAAGGAAGAAUCGUGGAUUUCAUGACCCUCACCAUCAUCUUCUCAACCUUCUUGGCCAUGCGUGGAGAUUAUGGAAUGAAGAAAGGCCACUGGAGUUAAUGGAUGAGAUGUUAGAUGAUGGUGGAGACUUAUCUUUAGAAAUACUGCGGUAUAUUCAUGUGGGUCUGUUGUGUGUACAACAGAAUCCAGAAAAUAGGCCUAAUAUGUCCUCUAUUGUUCUAAUGUUAAAUGGUGAGAAGUUGCUACCGAAACCAAGCCAGCCUGGAUUCUAUAUAGGAAAAGAUAAUAUUGCUGACACUGAAUCUUCAAAGCAAUAUGAAAGGUGUUCAAUAAAUGAAGUUUCAAUUUCAUCCUUAGAUGCGCGAUAGAACAUGUUUCAAGUAAUGAUAUAUAGGAUGUCAUGUUGGUCAACAAAAUCUCAUUGGGACCACACAGUUUUUUCAAUGAUGUAACUUUGUUUGCGCAUGCCUUUUUUUACCUUCGAAGACUUUGAUGUAUGCCUCGUAGUGAUGGAGAUGUUAGUAGGUAGUGGUGUGUGUAACAUAGAAGACGACACACACUGCAUAAUUGAACUUUGUAAUUAUGUGUUUGUUUCAUUGAUAAAUA